AUGUCGCGCACGCUAAAGCAACAAUGGGGUCUGGAAGCGGACCCUCAUGCCAAUGAGCAUGUUAUGGCAGGCUCGACUAGGCUGACCAAGACUACUACCGUUGGUGGGCACGAAGUCGGCUCCCAGCAGCCCGGUCUGCCUGUCUAUCAUCGUAGAAUCGCCAAGUGAGUACAGCUUGAGCAGAAUUGACACCGCAGGAGUGCCUUUGAACCAAGCUUGCUUGUGGGCGGACGGGCCCGCGGAUCUCGCAAGGCGCGCGUCUUCAAAGAGCGGGACCGAGCUAGCCUGCUCACUACACCACAAGGGGCCCAUUUUGACCGUUUGUCAUUUGCUCUCGAGAAGGCUCAGCAUGCAGAGAGGGCUAGGACCAAAUUGACUGUCGAGACUGACUAUCCUGCAACUCCACACCCAUCCUGAAAGCCCUUUCCCUCUCUUUGCGAUCGGUAUCGGCGCCUCUUUGUUGAUUCUGGGUUUAGUAUUUGUCGGUCAUCGAGGUCUAACAAGCCCUCACAUCGGACUCAAUGUCGGUCUUCCACUUGGAGGCAUUGGACUGCUGACAGCAAUGGUCUUUGCAUUUGCCGAGGGCAACACUUUCUUGUGUGUUGCUGCUGGUUCUCUCGGUGGGCUCAUCGGAGGUACAAGCCUGGGUGAGCAGGAUGCAGGACGCGCGAUAGUAACACAGGAGGUGACUCGCUGACAAUGUUCGUCCCUUCAAUUUGCUAGUAAACCUUCCCUGGACUGGCAUUCAGGCUGCUUACAUCAUGGAAGCGGAGGGCAAUAUCCCCCUGGGUACGAAGGAGCUUUACAAUGUACGCCUUCAAAUUCCGGAAGAGCAUCUACACGAGCUGACCAGAUUUGUUUCCGUCGCUUAUCUCUUGACAUUGGAUAGGCCUUAGCGGUUGUGUUCAUUUGCUCCUUCGUUCCGGUCUUCAUCAUCUUCCUUGCGUCCUUCAAGACUGCAGCUCCAGUCUCUUCAGCAGCCCUCUUCAUCGUCAUAGCCCUCAUUGUGCUCGGAGUCGGCUUCAAAGAGUUUCCGGCCAUUAACCUCAUGAAGACCGGAGGUGCUUUGUUCAUUCUUGUAGGCGUCACACUGGUGCGUUCGCGUGGCGCACUUGACCAAACCAAAAGAGCCAAAGCACUCACAAAUGUCUGCGCAACCUCCUCAUUCAGUUUUACUCCGCUGCAUCGGUUCUUCUGGCCGAGGAAGGAGUUCGCAUCUUGCCUGUUCUCCCUUUGCCGCGAGGAGACUGA
Messenger RNA from Ceraceosorus bombacis, 1251 nucleotides. Lineage: Eukaryota; Fungi; Basidiomycota; Exobasidiomycetes; Ceraceosorales; Ceraceosoraceae. The record is from the annotation of a GenBank genome assembly.